This is a messenger RNA of Corticium candelabrum, 968 nucleotides long. Its product is annotated as 3-oxo-5-alpha-steroid 4-dehydrogenase 1-like. Gene Ontology annotation, molecular function: oxidoreductase activity, acting on the CH-CH group of donors. The record is from RefSeq and is a predicted model, not a curated record. Gene Ontology annotation, biological process: lipid metabolic process. The transcript has 9 exons. The coding region runs from base 64 to 891 and encodes 275 amino acids. Lineage: Eukaryota; Metazoa; Porifera; Homoscleromorpha; Homosclerophorida; Plakinidae.
UUCGCUUCGAUCGUUAAGCGGUCGGGAGGUACGAGGCUCUGGACUGGCUCUGGGCUCUGGAUUAUGGUCAACUCUACUUCAGCACCUCUGUUUCAGUGGCUACCAUGGAGAUUCUCAAAUGAUGCAGUUCACAUUUGGACUCAGUACAGUCUAGUUAUUGCUGGGUUUGUAUUAGCCGUUGUAACGUUACUGAGCCAACUUAAGAAACCUGCACCUUAUGGACGACACCAGAAAGAAGACAGUGGCUGGGGGCCACUAAUACCUCAACGAAUAGCUCACACAAUAUCCGACUUCUCUGCACUUUUCACCUUUACUUUGGUAUUUUUUCUUGUUGGCAGUUCAAGAUCGAAAGGGUAUUGCAAUUAUGUAUUCCUGACUUUGUGGCUGCUCCAUUAUGUGCACAGAGCAUUAAUUCAUCCAUGGAUUAUGCGAUACAGCAGCAGGAGUGUGCCAGUGGGGAUUGCAUUAGGUACCGUGUUACCAAACCUACUCUAUCCUGGUACUAAUGGAGACUGGACUGGCACUGCAGUAUAUGAUGACAAUUACUAUUACGAUCCACGUUUUAUCAUUGGAAUUGUUCUGUAUAUUAUCGGAUAUGUCAUUAACAAGCAUGCUGACCUGAAGUUGAGAAGUCUACGUAACAGAGGUGGCUCCAGCUAUUCCAUUCCAAGAGGAGGAUUGUUUGAGUAUAUCUCAUGUCCGAACUACUUUGGAGAACUUUUGGAAUGGCUUGGAUGGACCAUUGCUACUUGGUCACUUGCAGGUCUUGUCUGGCUACUUUUCACAAUGGCUACCUUUAUACCUCGUGCAAGACAUAACCAUCAGUGGUAUCAACAUCUUUUUGAAGAUUAUCCAUCUCAAAGGAAGGCUCUCAUCCCCUGUGUAUACUGAUCGAUAAUUGAUAACCAAUGAGCAUGUAACUUAACAAACUCAAAGGUGACAAGGCUGACUGUUUGUAAACAGGUUAU